Molecule: messenger RNA, 351 nt
Organism: Perkinsus marinus ATCC 50983
Lineage: Eukaryota; Perkinsozoa; Perkinsida; Perkinsidae
Exons: 2
Coding region: 1-351 (116 amino acids)
Source: RefSeq, a predicted model, not a curated record
AUGGCUGAGUGGUCCGGCGAAGAUGGAGUUGGGGAUUCUAUUUACGUUGAAUGGAAAAACAACGGCGGGACGGUAAGGGUUGACUGCUUUAACGCCACUGCCAAAGUAAGCAGCUCCGGAGAACUCAGAGGAGAUCCUAGGGAUCUCGAGGGGAGGCUCUCUGCUGUCUUUGGUGCUCAUGGUUUGUUCGAUGCAAUCAAGGCAAGUUUCGAGGAGGGGAUGACGAAAGAGAAAUGUCGAGAUCUGGUUGGAGUAGCCCCGGGGUCAAGUAAUGUCAAUGAAUUCUUAUCGAGCAAGGUAAAGGCCGCUGAGAACCUCAUAGCCCAAAGUGAUACGAAGGCCAAGCGAUGA